Astyanax mexicanus (Mexican tetra) is the source of this 2312-nucleotide messenger RNA. It is a transcript of the gene armc6, whose product is annotated as armadillo repeat containing 6. The coding region runs from base 293 to 1696 and encodes 467 amino acids. Lineage: Eukaryota; Metazoa; Chordata; Actinopteri; Characiformes; Acestrorhamphidae. The transcript is spliced from 8 exons. Gene Ontology annotation, biological process: hematopoietic progenitor cell differentiation. The record is from RefSeq and is a predicted model, not a curated record. Gene Ontology annotation, molecular function: protein binding.
UAUUCACCCGACUGUUGUAACUACCGCACCUACGCAAGGUUUGCAAUUCAUGGACGCGUUUUACGCCUGAGGUGAAGCACGUGUCGCUCUGCUUACGCUGUUUGCGUACAAUCUCCUCGGCGGGGCUGGGUGGGACGUUAGCAUUAUCUGUAGCGUUACCGGCUGCGGCUCUGUGAUACCGGGCAUGAGUUUAACCGCCCGCUGAACUACAGGAGCUGAACCGCUGAAUGAGAGCCGCUGAGAGACUGUACAGACACCGAGUUACUGAAGCGACUCCCGACACACUGCAGACAUGGCCAAACGCAGGAUUACACAGGAGACGUUUGACGCUGUGGUUCGGGAGAACAUUGACGAGUUUGAGAUGGACGAAAGUGAAGCUCUGAGAGAAGCUAUUGAACAGUUUGAAUCUCAAGGUGUGGACCUCAGUAGCAUUGUGAAGGCAGUGCCCAAAGCUUCUUCUGAAGAAACCACAGAGGAUCAGACUCACGAAGUUCUUCAGGCUCUGGAGUCUCUCAGAACUGCUCUAGAGUCCUCCUCCACAUCCAUGCUGGCUGAUCUGAAGCUCUUCACAGAGCAGUGCUCUCUAGGUUUCGCUCAGCGUUACCUGGCAGCGCAGAAAGAGGCCUAUCCCACAAUCCUCUCCUGCUGCCAGAGGGCUGACGAGGACAAACAGAAGCUCUCUGCUGCUCUAGCUGCUCUCUCCGCCCUCACAGAUGGACAGCCGGAUCUCCUGGAUGCAGAAGGUCAGGGGUUUUUGAUCGGCACCUUACGCACCCACCAGGAGGACCCGGCUCUUACCUGCCUGGCCGUCCAGACGGUUCGUCACUGCUGUCUGAAGCACGAGCAGAACAGGCAGGACCUGGUGAAGGCAGGUGUUCUGAGACUGCUCGCCGGUGCCAUCACAAAGCAUGUGAAACGACCUGAGGUGGUGAAGGAGGCUUGUAUCGCUCUAAGAGUCAUGACUUUCGACGACGACGUGCGCGUUCCUUUCGGCCAUGCUCACGAACAUGCCAAAAUGAUCGUUCUGGAACAGAACGGAUUAAAGGUCAUUGUGGAAGCUGCUAAAGCCCACCCUGAGAACAUGCCGGUCCUCAGUGAGCUGUGUGCCACUCUGUCCCGUCUCGCUGUGAGGAACGAGUUCUGCCAGGACAUUGUGGAUCUCGGAGGACUGAAGUUUAUGAUGACACUGCUGGCGAACAGCUUGGACUGUCAGGAUCUUGUAAAGCAGGUGUUAAGUGCACUGCGGGCGAUUGCAGGCAACGAUGAUGUGAAAGAUGCCAUUGUGAAUGCAGGCGGGACUGAACUUAUAGUCAUGGCAAUAAACCGACAUUUAGGGAAUGGACAGGUGUGUGAGCAGGGCUGUGCUGCUCUGUGUGUGCUUGCUCUACGGAAGCCCAAUAACUGCAAAGUCAUCAUGGAGAGUGGAGGGGCACUGGCUGCGCUGCAGGCCAUGAAGACCCAUCCGUCUGAAGUCAAUGUGCAGAAACAGUCCUGCAUGCUGCUGAGGAACCUGGUCGCCCGCACUCGGGACUUCAGCCAGUCCAUACUGGAGAUGGGAGCGGAGGCUCUGAUUGGUCAGGCUCUGGCCUCUCACAGGGACUGUGGAGACGUGGGCAGGGCCGCUCUCCGGGAUCUGGGCUGUCAGGUUGAACUGAGAGAACUCUGGACUGGCAACAAAGGAAGCCUUGCUAACUAGAGGAAGACUCGGGUUGCCAGAUUGAUUCGUCACUCACUGUGGGAAAAACAUGGAAGAGACUUACUCCAACCGUUAAACAUCAAAUCAAACAUUGUACUGAACUGAGACCAACACCAUUUCCUCGCUGAUGCACUGUUCAAAAAACACUCUUUAAAUAUUGUUACAGUUUAAAUAUUUUUACCUUUUUUAUUUUAUGUUUUAAUGCCCUUAUUUUGUAUGUUUUCACUGAUAUGUGGCAUUUUUUUUAUGUAAUUAAAUAUGUCGUCUUACUGGAAGAACACACAUUAACAGGAAUACUUUUGGAAGAAGUGUACUUAUUUAGCUCAGAAUGUGCUUUGCUCUUCAGCCACUUUGUGACGGUGUUUCAAACCUGAAGCAUAACUCAGACACUGCCAUCAGCCACCUGCAGUGAUUUUAUCUUGUAUCAACACUUAGCAUUAUUGUGCAUGAGAGCAGAUUCAAUAAAUUGGUCUAUAUCAUUGAAUAAGCAGUAAAAUAUGUACUGACAAAGUCUGAAGACUCCUCAGUGGUACUCUGACAACAAGCUCAUAUAUACAGUAUAUGUGUAAAACAAUUCCAACUGAAAAAUUUGAAAAUAAAGAUGCCUUUAAAACUA